This is a messenger RNA of Trichophyton verrucosum HKI 0517, 1797 nucleotides long. RefSeq names its product D-lactate dehydrogenase (cytochrome), putative. The record is from RefSeq and is a predicted model, not a curated record. NCBI's taxonomy places the organism in Eukaryota, Fungi, Ascomycota, Eurotiomycetes, Onygenales, Arthrodermataceae. Gene Ontology annotation, cellular component: mitochondrion. The transcript has 3 exons. Bases 1 to 1797 code for a protein of 598 amino acids. Gene Ontology annotation, molecular function: D-lactate dehydrogenase (NAD+) activity; D-lactate dehydrogenase (cytochrome) activity; FAD binding. Gene Ontology annotation, biological process: lactate catabolic process.
AUGUUUGGCUCCCGAGUUAUAUCGUCGAACACUGCGCUCUUCGCCGCUCGGAGGCAGCAGGGACUUGCAGUCAACCGGUCCAGCUGGCACCGUCAAUCGGUUCGCGGCAUAAAAAGACAGCCAGCCAGAAACUUCGGGGGCUCUGCAAGAUGUGAGCAAGAAGGAAAGAAGAGACAGGACUCCUUCAAGGGCCAAUUGUAUGAAAGUACGCAGCAACGACUGGACCGAGAACGGGCAGAGCUGCAACGUUUUGCGCGGAUGCAAAAGCAAUCUCCCCAUAUCCAAUAUACAGCAAUGACCAUCACUGUUAUUGUUACGGCUCUCGGCUGCUACUUUCUCGGUACUCUAAAGCCAGCAGAGCUUCCGGCAUCCUCUACUACGCCUCUUAUCGACGCCCAGCCACCCCAGCAUAACGUUUCGCCCUCAAAUCUACAAGCUGCUUGGGCCGAUUUUGUCGAAAUUGUAGGCAGAGAAAACGUGUCGACUGAACAGGGUGAUCUAGAUGAACAUUCAGGGUCUGCAUGGUCAUCAUACAGUGUGAGAGAAAAUGAAAGGUCAUUUCUUGUUGUCUUCCCUUCAACAACCGAGGAAGUUUCCCGUAUCAUGAAAGUCUGUCACGUCAGACUUAUCCCAGUCACACCGUACUCUGGUGGAACUAGCUUGGAAGGCCACUUUUCCCCGACACCGGGAGGCGUUUGUAUCGAUUUCUCACGCAUGAACAAGAUAGUGACCCUACAUAAAGAUGAUUUGGAUGUGAUUGUCCAGCCAGCCGUUGGAUGGGAAGAUCUGAAUGAAGAGCUGGCGAGGGAUGGCCUAUAUUUUCCAGUUGAUCCCGGCCCAGGAGCCAUGAUUGGUGGAAUGGUUGGAACGGGCUGCUCAGGGACCAAUGCCUACAGAUAUGGGACAAUGAGAGAGUGGGUUGUCUCUCUGACAAUAGUGCUUGCGGAUGGAACAAUCAUUAAGACAAGGCAGCGGCCCCGGAAGUCCAGUGCAGGAUACGACCUUACGAAGCUCUUCAUCGGCAGUGAAGGCACGCUGGGCUUGGUUACAGAAGCAACCUUGAAGGUAACAGUCAAGCCAAAAAAUGAAAGUGUAGCCGUUGCGUCUUUUCCGUCAAUCCAUCGGGCUGCCGAAUGUGUAGCAAAGAUCGUCGGGGAGGGCGUGGAACUUGCCGGCCUUGAAAUAUUGGACGAUGUCCAAAUGAAAUGUAUCAAUGACAGCAAAACCACACGUCGCACUUGGAGUGAAGCACCUACUCUGUUCCUGAAGUUUACAGGAACAGAAACCGGUAUUAAGGAGCAGAUAAACAUCGUCCAGAGCCUGGCUAAAAGUGCCGAAAGCCAGUCGUUCGAGUUCGCUCGCGGGAAAGAUGAGAUGGCCGAGCUAUGGAGUGCCCGAAAGGCGGCUUUGUGGAGUGUUAUGGCAAAGAAGCGGGAAAAUGACCGAGUCUGGACCACGGAUGUAGCUGUGCCUAUCAGCAAACUCCCUGAUAUUAUCGAGCAGACCAAGAAAGAUAUUGUGGACAACGGCCUCUUGGCUGGGAUCUGUGGCCAUGUCGGGGAUGGCAACUUUCACGCCAUCCUGCUUUUCAACGACAGUGAGCGUGCUAUCGCCGAAGGAAUUGUUCACCGCAUGGUGAAGCGAGCUAUCGAGAUGGAGGGCACGGUCAGUGGUGAGCAUGGUGUUGGACUUGUCAAGCGAGACUAUCUCGACCACGAACUCGGUGAAUCAACCGUGGAUACAAUGAGAAAGGUGAGGAUGGCCCAUGUCCAAUUCCUAUUUCCCACUACUUGCUAA